AUGGAUGCCAGUGGAAUUAUCCCUGAUAUUAUCGAUGAAAAACCUGGUGCUGCUGCCAAGGUUGUCUAUCAUGGCGGUGUUAAUGUUGAAUUCGGCAAAGAGUUAACUCCAACACAAGUUAAGGAUCAACCUGAAGUUAGCUGGGAAGCAGAAGAUGGAGCACUCUAUACAUUGUUGAUGGUUGAUCCAGAUGCACCAUCGCGUCAAGAGCCCUCUUAUCGCGAAGCUUUGCAUUGGCUAGUUAUCAAUAUUCCUGGUAAUAAAGUCUCAAAUGGUCAAGUGGUUGCUGACUAUAUUGGAUCUGGACCACCGGAGGGCACAGGUUUACAUCGUUAUGUUUUUCUGAUAUUUAAGCAGGAACAAAGGAUUUCCGCCGAAAAACACAUACCAAAAUCAUCUCUUGAAGGUCGUUUGAAUGUCAAAACACGAGAUUAUAUUUCGAAAUAUAACUUGGGAAAUCCUGUUGCGGGAAAUUACUACGAAGCCCAAUAUGAUGAAUAUGUUCCAACUUUAAUGGCUCAAUUUAAAUAA
Molecule: messenger RNA, 531 nt
Organism: Musca vetustissima
Lineage: Eukaryota; Metazoa; Arthropoda; Insecta; Diptera; Muscidae
Product: protein D3-like
Exons: 2
Coding region: 1-531 (176 amino acids)
Source: RefSeq, a predicted model, not a curated record